This is a messenger RNA of Eucalyptus grandis, 2236 nucleotides long. Its product is annotated as protein FAR1-RELATED SEQUENCE 6. The transcript is spliced from 2 exons. Gene Ontology annotation, biological process: regulation of DNA-templated transcription. Gene Ontology annotation, molecular function: zinc ion binding. Lineage: Eukaryota; Viridiplantae; Streptophyta; Magnoliopsida; Myrtales; Myrtaceae. The coding region runs from base 205 to 2208 and encodes 667 amino acids. The record is from RefSeq and is a predicted model, not a curated record.
ACGUCAGCUCCUGCAACUUCUCUUCCGACUUUUUUCAGUCCUAGACCUCCGCUCUCCGUCCAACAACCUCUCUCCGGCGCCGGCGACGUUUCCGGCGAGACCGACACGGGGCCCCCACGGCGCGUGCGGCGGCGCAAUCCGGCGGCCGAAUCGUGGGCUCGGCGAACCUUUGCGUCGUCUUCGAGCUCCCGCCUCUUUGUAGAGAUGGAUGAAGUUUCUCUCAAUGCUGAGCCAGUUGGUGAUGAUGAAGCCGAGGAACUUGAGAUUGAGGGAGACUCUGCAAUGACUGGAUUAGUUGGUCAGACAAGUGUGAUUCAAGGAGAGAACCCCAUGCCUCCUGCUGUCGGGAUGGAAUUUGAGUCUUAUGAGGAUGUCUAUUACUUCUACAGUUGCUAUGCUAAGGAGCAUGGGUUCGGGGUUAGAGUAAGCAAUACAUGGUACAGGAAGAGUAAGGAGAGAUAUAGAGGAAAAUUGAGCUGCAGUAGUGCAGGUUUCAAGAAGAAAAGUGAGGCAAACCGCCCGAGACCAGAAACAAGAACCGGGUGUCCAGCGAUGAUAAAAUUCCGGUUGAUGGACAAUACGAGGUGGAGAAUUAUUGAGGUUGAGCUUGAGCAUAACCACUUAAUCAGCCCAACUAGUGGGAAAUUUUUUAAAUCACAUAAGGUCAUGGGUGUUGGGACCAAGAGGCCAUUGGAGUUGGAAGGUCCUGAGGAAGUAGAAACGGUCAAAUUGUUUCAGACUGUCAUCAUAGAUGCCGAAGGUGGGAAAUUAGCUGCUGAUGAUGGUGACCUUAGAAAGAAUCCUGAUCUGUCCAAUAAAAUGAAGCUACGAAAAGGAGAUGCUCAAGCUGCUCUUGAUUUCUUCUGUCAGAUGCAGCUCAUGGAUCCUAAUUUCUUCUACGUGGCAGACCUCAAUGAAAGGGGAUAUCUGAGAAACUUGUUUUGGGCUGCCACGAGGUCCAGGGUUGCUUAUCGCUACUUUGGUGAUGUAGUUGCGAUUGACACAACAUUUUUUGGACAAGAGUUUGAUAUCCUGCUGGUAUCAUUUAUUGGGGUAAAUCACCAUGGGCAACCUGUACUGUUGGGUUGUGGUUUGUUAGCAGGCGAGACUUUCGAGUUGUAUGUAUGGCUGCUUAGGGCUUGGCUCACCUGUAUCCUAGGACGCCCUCCCCAAACUAUCAUUUCCGAUCAAUGCAAAGCCUUGCAAGCUGCUAUCUUUGAUGUGUUCCCCAGAGCUUCUCAUUGUAUAGAUUUGACAAAGGUCAUGAGAAGAAUCUCCGAGAGAUUGGAAAUAACUUACCAAUAUGAAGCAAUUAAAGCUGCCGUAUAUAGAGCAGUUUGCCUUUCCCAGAGGGCUGAAGAAUUUGAAGCGGCUUGGAUGGAUAUCAUCCAUGAGCAUGGACUGGAGGAUCACCAAUGGUUCCAAAGUUUGUAUGAAGAAAGGAACCGGUGGGUCCCAGUCUACUUGAAGGAGACCUUUCUGGCGGGAAUGUUUACUAUCCAGCAAAAUGAAGACGCGACAUCGUUUUUUAAGGGAUAUAUAGGGAACUGCACCUCUUUAAAGGAAUUUCUGGACAAGUAUGAUCAAGCAAUGCAGAGGAGUCACCAGCUUGAAGCACUGGCCGAUCUAGAUUCAAGAAAUUCGAGUUGUAUGCUAAACUCGAGGUGUAAUUAUGAGUUGCAGCUCUCAAAAUUGUAUACAGGCUACAUCUUCAUGAAGUUCCAAAAGGAGGUAGAAGGAAUGUAUUCGUGUUUCAGCACGAGACAAGUAAAUGUAGACGGGCUAGUCACAACUUAUACGGUUCAAGAACAUGUUGAGCUUGAGGAUGGUCAGAGGGAAGCAAGAGACUUCGAGGUUUUGUUCAAUGGAUCCGAAAUGGAGGUCUUCUGUGCUUGCGGUUUAUUUAACCUGAGAGGAUAUCUGUGCAGGCAUGCACUUCAUGUCCUCAGCCAAAACAGGGUAGAAGAGGUCCCACCUCAAUACGUGCUCUCGCGCUGGAGGAAGGAUAUCAAGCGCGGUUACGUCCUGGACCAGAGAUCUGCAGGGAUCGACAUUGACAACCCAGUUCACCGGCACGAGCAUCUGCACAAAUGCAUCCUGCAGGUAAUGGAUGAAGCUAGGAAGUCGCAAGACCGUUCUAAGGUGGCGCUGCAGGCGUUGGAUGAGAUGCUGAACAAGAUCCAACUUUCAAAAGAUCACCCGGAAUGACAGUUUGUGAAUCAAGACCCCAAAAUGU